AUUCCUUAAAUGACGGGAACAGUCUCUUCUUAGUGUAUGAAUUAAGCAAAUAUUAUGGCAAGCUAAUGGCUGUGAAAGAAAUCAGUUUUCGAGUGAAGCCACAGGAAUGUUUUGGAUUACUCGGCGUAAACGAUGCCGGAAAGAGUACAAUUUUUAGGAUGCUAACGGGAGAAGAAAUGUCUAAUAGUGGUAUAAUGUACUUAAAGCAAGCUGAAAUCCAUUUAAAUAGGUUCAAGUAUCUUUCUGAGAUGGGAUACUGUCCACAAACAGAUCGGAAGA
Messenger RNA from Wasmannia auropunctata (little fire ant), 279 nucleotides. RefSeq names its product ATP-binding cassette sub-family A member 3-like. The transcript is spliced from 2 exons. NCBI's taxonomy places the organism in Eukaryota, Metazoa, Arthropoda, Insecta, Hymenoptera, Formicidae. The annotation marks the transcript as partial. The record is from RefSeq and is a predicted model, not a curated record. Gene Ontology annotation, biological process: lipid transport; transmembrane transport. Gene Ontology annotation, molecular function: lipid carrier activity; ABC-type transporter activity; ATP hydrolysis activity. Gene Ontology annotation, cellular component: intracellular membrane-bounded organelle; membrane.